Penaeus monodon (black tiger shrimp) is the source of this 480-nucleotide messenger RNA. Its product is annotated as vegetative cell wall protein gp1-like. The transcript has 4 exons. NCBI's taxonomy places the organism in Eukaryota, Metazoa, Arthropoda, Malacostraca, Decapoda, Penaeidae. The record is from RefSeq and is a predicted model, not a curated record. Bases 1 to 480 code for a protein of 159 amino acids.
AUGGCAGCAGCCAUACCAAAAAAUAUUUCUAGGCAUUCUACAUUAGCUGCCGUUCCGUUGAAACGGCAGGGCAGCUCUCGAUUCCUUCGCAAACGAGGCACAGUUACGAUAUCGGCUAAGAUAUCUGGAGAGGCCAUGAGACCCCCGCCCCCCACUCCUCAGAACCCCCCACUCCUCAAAACCCCCACUCCAGCGGGAAUUCCCAGUCCCCAUUCGGCGAGGAACCGCUGCAAGUCACGCCCCAUCCCCAAGACGGUCGUUCGGGAAAAGCAAUACUCCGCCCAAGCUCCUGUCUCUCAGUCCCCUGCUCUUCGGUCCCCUGCCUCUCAGUCCCCUGUCCCUCAGUCCCCUGCCUCUCAGUCCCCUGUCCCUCAGUCCCUUGCCUCCCAGUCCCCUGCCCCUCGAUCCCCUGCCUUCCAGUCCCCUGCCCCUCGAUCCCCUGCCUUCCAGUCCCCUGCCCCUCGAUCCUCUGCCUCUUAG